Linum trigynum is the source of this 2776-nucleotide messenger RNA. Lineage: Eukaryota; Viridiplantae; Streptophyta; Magnoliopsida; Malpighiales; Linaceae. The record is from the annotation of a GenBank genome assembly.
UCAUAAUAUAUAUGGGAUUUCCAAAAUUAUUAAUAGAGGGUAAACCUAAAAAACUCGAAGAAUUACAAAGGAAUAUCCAAAAAGAACUCUAUGGUAGCGGUAAGAAAUUCUUUGGCGAUCAAUCGAAGUGUUCAAGAGGAGAAGGUUGUUCCGGCUCGAUACCGUCAAGAAUUCCUGACUGUUGCGUGGGAACAGGUUCAUUUUCGAAGUAUUUUUCCCUUCCAAUAUUUUUCCAUUGGGGCUUCCCUCAUUCCGUUUAUCGAGCAUAAUGAUGCUAAUCGAGCUUUGAUGAGUUCAAAUAUGCAACGUCAAGUAGUUCCGAUUAGCAUCAUUAUGCUCGAUAAACGGAAUGAGGGAAGCCCCAAUGGAAAAAUAUUGGAAGGGAAAAAUACUUCAAAAAUGAACCUGUUCCCACGCAACAGUCAGUAAUUCUUGACGGUAUCGAGCCGGGUAUUAUACUCCAUAUGAAUAUCACAUACAUUAAUUGGACUGAGCAUUUCGACCUCACGAUUCUAAGUAUGAUCAUUCGAAAAAUUCCUUAAACAAAGAUAAUUAUAUAAGAAUUGAACCACAAAUACUGUGUAACAACGUCAUAUCUUGCUACUUGAGUACGCCCUAGUGUUUGAAUGUGUAGCAGCUUUCGAACUCAUUGAAAUCGUGUUUGUCCCAAAUUUACUGUUUCUUUUGCUACCUCUUUUAUCAUUAAAUUAACUCUAGUGAUUUACGUUAUUUUGAUACCACAAAAUAUAUCGUUAUAAUACUUAAUUAUUGUUUUUAUUAAAUUUAUAAUUCUAAUUACAGUGUCACUCUUUUUUUAACAAGAAAAAUUCAAACAUCUUACCAUGAAUUUCACUCUUCCCUUCCUUUAAAAACGACCCCUAUAUAUUCUCAAUAUGAAUUCCGCUCUUCUCUUCCACAAGAAUCGCCCCCUGUAUAUUCUCAAUCGGUUAAGCUUUCCAAUUUGACCAAAGAAGCAGGGAUACUUGAGAUGAAGGAAGAACAAACAACAAAAGAAAAGUUGCAAACAAGUUAACAGUUUUUUUACAUGUGAGAGAUAACAUGAUUAUGCAAAAGCCUACCGGUUGUAGUAGCAGUAGUUGUGGCGGCAAUGAUCAUGUGGAGAUCAACAUACUGCUAUCCAGACCGACUCCCAUCCCCCAAUCCUCCGAUCAUCAACGACAGGGGGACGAUGGUGAUGCCACCAUCGGAGCGACCAGGCCGGUUCGACCUACGAUCGCCAACUCGGGUCCUGUUUUGUUGAAGCGAGUAUGGGAUUUUGCCAAGGAAGACAGGAACAGAGUAACCUUCUCUUGCAAAGCAGGGCUGGCUGCAGUUUUGGUGUCAUUCCUUGUUCUCCUCAAUGCGCCUUACCACGUCUUUGGGAUCAACAUCGUCUGGGCUAUCCUCACCGUAACCAUCAUGUUCGAAUACACCGUCGGUGCCACUUUUAAUCGAGGGUUUAACAGAGGGCUUGGAAGCCUGUUGGCAGGGGUGUUGGCCAUUGGAGUUGCAGAGAUGGCCAUUCACAUGGGCACCGCUGCUGAGCCGAUUGUGAUUGCCAUCAGCAUCUUCAUCAUUGGUGCUCUAACGUCAUUCAUGAAACUGUGGCCAUCACUAGUGCCAUACGACUACGGGUUCAGGAUCAUGCUCGUAACUUACUGCUUGGUGAUUGCGUAUGGAUACCGACUCCGAAACCCGAUCCAGACAGCAUUGGAACGGCUAUACUGCAUUGCCAUCGGAGCAGUGGUAGCAGUUGCUGUCAAUGUGCUGGUAUUCCCCAUAUGGGCAGGGGAGCAGCUGCAUAGGGAGCUUGUAGGCAGCUUCAACUCAGUUGCUGACUCUCUCGAAGCAUGUGUGAAGAAAUACUUGGAAGAUGAUGAGGCAGAGCAUUUGGAGUUAAAGACUGUGAUGGAAGAGUUCCCAGAUGAACCAGCUUACAGGAAGUGUACUAGUGCUGCGAAUUCCUCCGCCAAACUUGAAUCCCUGGCGAAUUCAGCGAAAUGGGAGCCACCACAUGGAAGGUUCAGACACAUGUACCCAUGGUCGGAAUAUGUGAAAGUUGGAGCAGUUUUGAGGUACUGUGCUUAUGAAGUUAUGGCACUUCAUGGUGUUGUGCACUCCGAGAUUCAGGCGCCACACAACCUGCGGAUUAUAUUCAGGUCACAGAUUCAGGAGAUGGCCAAUGUAGCUGCGGCACUCAUCCGUGACCUGGGCAAAGAUAUAAGCACCAUGAGAAGAAGCCUUCGAAACAUGAAAAGAGUCCAUGACUCUGCUGAGAAUCUUCAACGCGCAAUGGAGAUGCAUUCUCACUUGCUGCUAGUGACAGACUACAACUAUUCCAAGCAGCAGGCUCGAGAUACCAAGUUCGUCAGCAAAAUCUCAGUCCAAGCAAGCAGUGGAGAGAGAGAGCCAUCAUCUGGGGAAAUCCAGCAGUCUGCUCCACCGUCGGAGGAAGAACCUCUUCCAAAAAUGAUGGCAUGGAGGAGCACCGAAGUGCUGUCACUUGCAACUUUUACUUCCUUGCUUGUUGAGUUGGUAGCAAGGCUUGAUCAUCUGGUUGAAGCUGUCGAUGAGCUAUCAAAGAUGGCCAAAUUCAAGCAUACCAGCAAUGAGCUUUUGGGAAUGCACAACAGCAUAACUCAUAGCAGCCCGUAGAUCUUUUGGCCGCUAAAGUGAAAUAAACGAGUAAAAACUCAUCUUGUGGCGGAACUUAUUGCAAAUACUCAGGAAAGAAAAAUACUUCAUCAAAAAAUAAAAAUAAAAAGUGCUUUACCAC